This is a messenger RNA of Antechinus flavipes (yellow-footed antechinus), 3391 nucleotides long. It is a transcript of the gene SLC25A44, whose product is annotated as solute carrier family 25 member 44. Gene Ontology annotation, biological process: branched-chain amino acid catabolic process. NCBI's taxonomy places the organism in Eukaryota, Metazoa, Chordata, Mammalia, Dasyuromorphia, Dasyuridae. Bases 170 to 1114 code for a protein of 314 amino acids. The transcript is spliced from 4 exons. The record is from RefSeq and is a predicted model, not a curated record. Gene Ontology annotation, cellular component: mitochondrion. Gene Ontology annotation, molecular function: branched-chain amino acid transmembrane transporter activity.
UUCCGGCUCCGGCAGUGUGGGGAGCCGGACCGAUAUGGAGGAAGAUGCCGCUGAAGUCCGCUCGCCGAGAGCUGAAGCUAGGGCAGGAUCAACACCCUAGGAGUCCCGGCCCACAGAGCGCCGGUAUUGUCGACAGGGCCAUUCUGGGCUCGGGAGGCAUUACGGCACUAUGGAGGAUAAACGCAACAUCCCAAUCAUUGAGUGGGAACAUCUGGACAAGAAGAAGUUCUACGUCUUUGGUUUGGCGAUGACCAUGAUGAUCCGAAUCAGUGUCUACCCCUUUGCCCUCAUCCGCACACGGCUCCAGAUACAGAAGGGCAAGAGUCUCUAUCAAGGAACUUUUGAUGCCUUUGUGAAGAUUCUGCGGACAGAUGGGGUGUUGGGCCUCUAUCGGGGCUUCUUGGUUAACACACUCACCCUGGUCUCUGGCCAGUGCUAUGUUACCACCUAUGAGCUCACCCGAAGGUUUGUGUCGAAGUACAGCCAGAGCAACACAGUGAAGUCCCUAGUGGCUGGUAGCUCAGCCUCAUUGGUGGCCCAGAGCAUAACAGUGCCCAUUGAUGUGGUUUCCCAGCACCUGAUGAUGCAGCGCAAGGGCGAGACCAUGGGCCGCUUCCAGGUGUAUCGGCGUACAGAGGGCCGGGGGAUAGUGGCCUUUGGCCAAACCAAGUAUAUCAUUCAGCAGAUCCUGCGAGCUGAUGGAAUACGGGGCUUCUACCGAGGUUAUGUGGCUUCUCUACUCACCUACAUACCCAAUAGUGCUUUAUGGUGGCCCUUCUACCACUUUUAUGCAGAGCAGCUCUCCCAUAUCUGUCCUAAGGACUGCCCCCACAUAAUCUUCCAAGCCAUUUCUGGGCCCCUGGCUGCAGCCACUGCCUCCGUCAUCACCAACCCAAUGGACAUCGUCCGAGCCAGAGUACAGGUGGAGGGUAAGAGCUCAAUCAUCUUGACUUUCAAGCAGCUGUUGGCAGAGGAGGGGCCCUGGGGCUUCAUGAAAGGUCUCUCUGCCAGGAUCAUUGCAGCCACACCCUCCACCAUGGUCGUAGUGAUAGGCUAUGAAAGCCUUAAGAAGUUCAGUCUUAGGCCAGAACUGGUGGACUCCGGACACUGGUAAUGCGUGGUGGGGAGAGAAGCCUGCCAUGCCCUGAAGAGAGGGACAGAGAAAGCGGACAACACUCUCCACUGGCCAUGCACACAGUCCUCAGCCGGACUGAUUGCUUGGAAAAGGGAUACCAAGCUGCUCUAGUUGAAUAGGCUUUGAGCUUGGAUCUCCAGCUCAUGCUGUUUUUAAUUCUCUGGCCAAACUGAACCCCCUCAUCCAGGCUUCCUUUUCUGAUCCUUAGCCAAUUCCUUUUUAAAAAGGGACUAGUUAAGGAACCUUUCUCAGCUUUCUUCCAUCACCAUCCUUAGGCUGUACAUAGGUUGCUUUUCUAUUCUUCUUUCCCCUUUGACUGCUUUUCCAGGCUUCAAGGGACCACGGUCAUCUCUUGCCCUGGCCCCCUUUCCUAAGCCAGUUGAUUCUUAAUUCUUUUAGGAUGGCGCUGCCAAAAAUCUGUAAUAUCUUUCCCUCCACCAUUGGGGGAGUGCCCAUCUCACUAAGGAGGGAGCAGCAGAGAACCUCUAGUUGUCUGGAAAAUUCUUCCCUCUUUCUCUGGGGAAGUUGAUAGUUUGGGAUGAGAGAAUGGGAAGAAAAUCUAUAUGGAUUAAUUUUAUUUUUGUUAAAAAUUUGUGAACCAACCUUUUGUUUUUUAAGUCCGCUAGAACACCAUUCCUGCAGCUAGACCCCAUAUCUGCCAUAGCAGUUGGAAUGUGUAGUUUUUACCUCACCGGUGGCUCCUUAUGCUCUUUGUAUUCCCUUAGUUCAGUCCCCAAUAGGUCUUAGGCAGCAUCUUUGACUACUGGUUCUUCCCCUGGCCUCCCAAACAUUUUUUGUAAUGGGCAUUAUGCCUGCAUAACUGAACAGGCCUAAAGUAGCACCCUGAAAAGUUAGAUUGAUCAUGUAGAUUGAAAACAGAAGAAGCUUGCUGAGACAAAGGAAGGGAAAGCUUGUCAUGGCAGGUCACAGCUCUGAACAUCUCCAGCCAUCAAUAUAUUUCUUCCAUCAGUGAUUCGAUCUGUCUCCCAUUGACACCUCAGCUGAAGGACAGGAAGCUUUACAAGGUAUUGAGCUGACUAUUCUCUUAUCCUGUGAUAUUAAAAGUUAGCAGACACUAAAUCUAGAAGUAUGAUAAUGGUAGUGGGGAGCAGGAAAGGGUUCUCAAAAGGGGAAAGGGUGCAUCUUUCCUCUGUCUCCAUUCACAGCCAUUUUACCAUUUUACCAGCAUGAUACUGCCAAGAUUUCCUAUUGAAACCCUUCAAAAACCUGGGAAAUUGAACCACUUCAUUUCCCAUUGCAACUCACACAUAGUGAAUGAUAAUUAGAUUCAACCUUACUGAUUUUCCAGUGGGGCUACUGAGUUGCUUCCUGGCAUGAUUGCUUUGUAUAGGACCUCCUGCUUCUCCCCACCCAGGAAAGGCUAGGAUGCCUUUCUAUUGAAGGGUGCUAGCUUCACAACAACUUUGAUAUUUGUCCUCUAUACCUUCCCACCCCCUACCCAGGUACCCUGGAAAUGACAUCUAUUUAUGUUUAACUUUCUGUGCAUCACCUCUGGUUUCAAUAUCCACGGCUGUGUCUUCUUCACAAAUUUGUCUUGUUCACUUUAGUCUCUCUUGUCUCUCCUUCUUCGAUGCUUUGUUGAGGGCUUUCUUCUGCUCUUUACUCCAUCUUUGAAACACCCCAUCCCCCCCAUUCUGACCCAUACGACCCUUAGGCUUGGGGUGACCCUAACAAUGGAAACAGAAUUGCUUCAUGUUCUUUACCAUCAGUAUAAAGCCCUUGCAGGCCUCUGUCCCGCAAAGACUGAUUUCAAGCCCCUUCCUCUGUGUAGCUGAGCAGGAAUGCCCUGGGAACACGCUGCCCUCACACACUUCUCGGGCAUCCCUCCCUACAAGCGCCUUGUGUCUUGCUGUUCUUUUGUCCUUCCUUCUCACUCCCCCUUGUCCCACACUGCUGUUCCUGACUUUUAAGGGAUAAGGCAGUGUCCUAAAGGGACUGAGACCCGGAGUCCAGCAGUGGCAGGGGAGAAGAGGACUUUAUGUCUUCCAGGGUAGCAUGGGGAAGGCUGGAAUGUUUUGGGGUUGACUCGAUCUGUUCGAGCGAAGUUCUCGAGGGAGGAGGGCAGAGAACCGGGUGGCCCUGUUGUGAGGGGCUGGGCCGAGAAGACGCAGCAGCACUCAGACUGCUCUUUGACCAUUUAAUACUGAGUGAUACGUAAUGUGACUAUUCAAAACAGGUUUCACUGUUGCACUGUAAGAAGUCUUUGUCGUAUAAUUAAACAUUUUUAUUGUUUGA